Molecule: messenger RNA, 1593 nt
Organism: Ochlerotatus camptorhynchus
Lineage: Eukaryota; Metazoa; Arthropoda; Insecta; Diptera; Culicidae
Product: CLIP domain-containing serine protease B8-like
Exons: 5
Coding region: 432-1586 (384 amino acids)
Biological process (GO): proteolysis
Molecular function (GO): serine-type endopeptidase activity
Source: RefSeq, a predicted model, not a curated record
CUAUCGUAUGACGCCAGCUGGUUGAGUAGUUUGCAAGAAGCAGCAGUAGGUACCUACCUCAGUCAUUCACAUUUUCCAGUAUUGGAUAGUUUCCCACGGCUGGGAGGCAGCACGUGUUGCUGCUGCUGAUAGUAUUUUCGGCACGAGAAUUGAAGUGGUUUGGGAAUAAUAAUCUCAGCAGAUCGUUCCCCAUCAGGAUGCUGCGAUCGAUAACAACAUAUAAAAAAAAACAUCGCAUCUUCGUCAUUAGAAGAGCGCACGAUGAAAGCAUUCGCAUACGCGCCCAACGAACAAACCCGCGCAGUCGCAAAAUUUUGCCAUCAACAGCAGCAGUGUUAUUUCUACAGCUAUAACGGUGACGACGACCACGACCACAACGCUGCGUGUACUCAAGGGUCAAGAAGCAAACCAGUCAAUCAGAAGUCGUUAACAUGAUCGUGCCAGAGACCUUGCCGCUGCUGACGUUGAUAAUGAUGCUGCUGUUAGUUAGUGUUGAUUCAAGGGUGCUGAAUAAAGAUUCGUUGGAACGUAUUAGCUGUGACAUACCCGGACAGUUGAAGGCGGGACAUUGCACGGCAGACAGGAAAUGUGUGGCCUAUCAGAAGAUUGUGAAUGACAGUGCGUUGAAUUUGAUCGAGCGGGAAGAUUUCAUCCAGCGGUUGCAGUGCGGAAGGUACGAUGGAUCGGAGGUUUGCUGUCCGGACAGCGAUCGAUACCAGUUGGGAGACUACGAAGAUGCUGCGGUGUGUGGUCAAGCGGCGUACAGCUUCCGUAUUCGUGGUGGUACAAUAGCUGAUAUCGAUGAGUUUCCUUGGAUGGCAAUGCUGUUGAAGCAACAGAGAAAAACGAGAUCCCUGUAUUAUCAUUGUGGAGGCGUUCUCAUUGGUAGGAGAUUUGUUCUGACGGCAGCUCAUUGCAUUGUGCAGAAGACCGGUGAAUCAAAACAGGAUCAACUAAAAUACGUCCGUCUGCGGGAGUACGACGUCUACCAGGACCCGGAUUGCAUGGUCCAGGGUGGGUUCAUGGAUUGCUCCGAGGAAAAGCUGGACAUGAAACCUCGCAAGCUGAUGGCCCAUCCCGAGUACAAAUACGGUUCAUCCUCCCGAAACCACGACAUUGGCAUCAUACAGAUCGAUCCUGUUCCGGCUUAUUCCGACUUUCUGCUUCCGAUCUGUCUUCCGGUGGAAGGAUCUGAUCACGGUGAUCGGCGAGGUAGACUGUAUAACGUUGCCGGCUGGGGAAAAACUGAUUUCUUUUCCGACAUGGGAUCGAUUAGUUGGAGUCCAGUCAAGAUGAAGGUAGGGCUACCGUUUGUCGGCUGGGAGGUUUGCAAGGACGUGUACAAAUUGAUGAACGUAGAACUACAGCGUACGCAGAUUUGUGCCGGUGGUCGGAAGGCGAUGGAUGCCUGCGCGGGGGACAGCGGGUCACCCUUGAUGCAUUUCGAUAGGAACAAAGCGGUAUGGGUGCUGAAGGGGAUUGCCAGCUUUGGAGUGAAAGACUGCGGUAAGGAGGGUGUUCCGGGGGUGUACACGAGUGUGAAGGAGCAUCUAACGUGGAUUAAAGACGUUACGAGCCAUGCUUAGCAACAAA